CCGCCGUCUAAAGAUGCAGCCUUGGCUUAUUUGGAUGAAGGCAAAGAAAAGCCAGAUAGACAGGCUAUUGUUGUGGUAUUCAAAGGAGCGGCUCAGCCCCCGAUAGUCGAGGAAUACCUUGUUGGCCCAGUAUUUGCACCGAAUAAAUACGAGCUGCUGAGAGUAGACGGUCGGUCUUAUCCUAUCAACUUCGACGCAAGAAUGGCGUUUUCUCCGCAAGAAGAAAUACCAUUUUACAAUGAGAUUGUUAUACCACUGGGUACAAAAMUCCACCGUCUUUUUCAUGAGAGUUAUGACGGGUACACUAUUAUCAAUUGCACGUCUACUAAGUGUUUGAUACCCAUCCAAUCGGCGCCACUCGGKCUAACUAGUAACACGAGAGAAAAUUGGUACACUUUGGCGCGUCUUCAAAUAGCAGUUUACUCGAAUCCUGUAAACUUUGAAUUUUACUUGAAUCAUGCUGGUAGCAACUCGUCAAAAUGGCGCAUAGAAAAGUUGUUGUACAACGGGCAGCUUUUCAACUCUACUGAAGAACUAAUGGAUGCCUAUGACAAGGGAAAACUCGUCAAGACAUUUAUUCCUGCCCCUGGAAAGGACAAAAUYUUCUCAACUUACGAAAAACGMGGAAAGGAACAGCCUUCCAAAYCCAGUCGAGGUCCUGAACAGUACGAGCCCGAUGGAAAACGUUACUCUGUGAAAGGUAGACAUAUCGAGUACAUGAACUGGGCUUUUGACUUCCGAGUUGAUUCAUCAAGUGGACUUCAAGUCUAUGAUGUAAGAUUUGGAGGGGAGAGGAUUGCGUACGAGAUCAGUUUACAGGAGGYUGUAGCGACUUAUGGCGGAUAUUAUCCCGCACAGAUGAGUAAUAAUUAUCUUGACAGAAGCUACACAAUGGGAGCUUUUUCGUUUGACCUCGUUCAAGGUAGGAAAAUCCGGAACCGCGCGCGUUACACCUACAAUAGUAAGGUUAUACGACUAUCGCUCAACAAGUUCCUAUCAACGUCUCCGCCAUAUCAAAAUCGAUGCGAAGCUUUCAUUUUCAGUUUUAUUAUUUGUCGAUAUUGAAUUUGAUAGUUAAUGCAUGUCGGAUCCAGAAAUUUUGAAGGGG
Messenger RNA from Exaiptasia diaphana, 1108 nucleotides. Its product is annotated as amiloride-sensitive amine oxidase [copper-containing]-like. Gene Ontology annotation, biological process: amine metabolic process. Gene Ontology annotation, molecular function: primary methylamine oxidase activity; copper ion binding; quinone binding. The annotation marks the transcript as partial. Lineage: Eukaryota; Metazoa; Cnidaria; Anthozoa; Actiniaria; Aiptasiidae. The record is from RefSeq and is a predicted model, not a curated record. Gene Ontology annotation, cellular component: plasma membrane. The transcript has a single exon.